Molecule: messenger RNA, 2410 nt
Organism: Aspergillus wentii DTO 134E9
Lineage: Eukaryota; Fungi; Ascomycota; Eurotiomycetes; Eurotiales; Aspergillaceae
Product: putative ribosomal assembly complex component Ipi3
Exons: 2
Coding region: 418-2172 (584 amino acids)
Biological process (GO): rRNA processing; DNA-templated DNA replication
Cellular component (GO): nuclear pre-replicative complex
Molecular function (GO): protein binding
Source: RefSeq, a predicted model, not a curated record
AACAAUGACAGUUUUCUCUAAUUUGCGUUGAUGAAGGACGAUCUGCGCUGAUGCUGUCGUCGACUGGGAGUGAAACCAGUGUAGAUGCUGAGUCAGCCAUAACAGUUCGUUAGCAAAAUGUCAACCAGCAUGCAGGAAAAACAAUUAAGGAUCGCAUCGAAGGAAGUAAACUCAGAGUCCGUCUGAGCUUGAUGGGAGAUCAUCCAGGGCAUCGACUAGUAGCCAUUAAUUGAUUCAAUGAAGUCGAAUAGGGACAGAGCUUAAAGCCUUGAGAGGUGCGGUGAUCCAGCCAGGCAAACAGUGCAAACACCGUUUAUCGUUUUAUCGCCGAUCAGAAAAAAAGAUGAGACGCUCUGGCUGCCUCUCGAUCGCCUCCAACUCCUCCAUCACAAUUGUCUCACUUUCUCACAUCUCCUCAUGCUCUCCGAGUGUUUCCUGGCGUCGACUUUGACGUCCGCCAAGGCGCCGUCAUCUGCGACGCUCAGAGAUGUUGGAAUCUGCCUGCAUGAAUUCCAGCCCUCAUCCAACCUGCGCUCCGUGUUCAAGAAAAGCUCGACAGCAGCCAAUUGCCUGGCCGUGAGCCCGUCGCAUGUGUUCGCAGCACAGUCGGAAAAGGCCAUCGUCCAUGUGUACAGCAGAGAGAAAGGGAAUCAUGAAGCAACGGUUCCCUUCCCGGAACGGAUACGCAGCAUUGCGACUGCGGGGAGCAAGAAUGGCGAUAUCUUGGUUUUGGGCACAGAGGGUGGGCGGUUGAUCUUGUGGGAGACCUGUACCGGACGACAAGUCGCUACGACAGCUUCGCAUUUACAACCAGUCACCUCUCUCGUGGUCGACCCCACGUCUAAUUUCAUUCUCUCGGGCUCUUCAGACGCCAGUGUCCAUGUCUGGUCGCUAGUUGAAAUCCUCUCUUUCACCAAACCCCCGUCUGGUCGGGAUCGACAGCAACCAAACUCGCCCAUUCGUACGUUUUCGAACCAUCGCGCUGCCAUCACUUCUCUCGCAGUAGGCCACAGCGCUGGUAGGUACAAUAUUGCUGUUUCUACCUCCAAGGACAAUACAGCCAUUGUAUGGGAUUAUCAUGCCGGCCAGGUCUUGCGGACCUUCCUUUUGCCUUCGAUUGCGUUGUCUGUGACUUUGGACCCCGUUGAUCGUGCUUUCUAUGUCGGCUACGAGGAUGGAAGUGUCCAGGCGAUCGACCUUUACAAAAACCAAUCUAUACAACACCCUCUUCACGAUCCUUCAUUACAGUCCACCCCGGCUCAACCAUCAGCGGAAGAUAGAUGGUUACCGCCGUCCGGGGAUUCGGGGGCAAUCCAGGCUCUUGCUGUUUCGUACGAUGGGAUGACUCUGCUUUCUGGUCAGCAGAAUGGAAAGGUAUUCUCUUGGAACGUUGCCAGACGGAAAUACGCUUCGACUAUAGCUGAUUACACCCACCCCAUCACAAAUCUGCUCAUGCUUCCCUUGUCUGGACUUCCUCACCCGUCUCUCGAUGUGAAGAGGAUAGCGCACACCAUCGUUAAACCCAGAUAUGACCAAGCUUUGUCGGAUUCAUCCAAUGCCCCUGGUGCAGUUCCGGCAGAAUACAUGUUCAGCACACACAUGCUCGCCUCAGUAUCGCCCGACAACGCUCCUACGAGAAAGAGUCGAGAGUCGAAGGGGAGAUCAAAUGAGUUUUCCGAAGCCUUAACUCAUGCUUUCUUCCCAGACUCAAUGAUGGAAGAGGGUCUUGCCGAAUUGGCCGCCAUGAGCCAACAACCCGCUGGCAACGUGAUGGCACAGACUCCCUCCGCAUCCUACACAGCACCGGCAGAAGACACACCCACCAACAGUGCGGAAGUUGCAGUGCUCGAGGAUGAGAUCGCGACACUCAAGAAGAAAGCAUCCAUCAACGAGUCCGCCCGACAGGUCACGACAGAUGAGGUCACUAAGCUCCGAUCCGACCUCUCCAAUCUACAAAACUACAUCAAUGAGCUACACCAAAAACAGGAGCUGGGUCACCGGGAGAAGGUCCUCCGACAGGCCCGGAAGGAGGAGCGGGAAGCCAAGAAGCGCGAAGCCUGGUUUGCCGCCGAAAAGAAGGGCAAAAAGGGCGAUGCUGUUCUCCGAAAGAUGGAAAUCGAUGAUGAUGUCCAGACUAGUGAUACAGAUGAUCAAAGUAGCGAUGAGCAAUAACCGUGGGGAAUCUUGGAUAUUGACCCCAUCUUCCUUUCCUCUUCUUUUACCCGAUGACAUGUUUCCUUUGACCAGUCACAUUUAUGCAUUUAUGUCAUUGAUUGGGUUAUGGACUCUGGCGCAGUUGGUAUAAAAAGUUUAGUUGAUUUAUAGAUGUGAUUAAGCCACUACUAGUAUCGGAUAGUGGACUGUAUAUAUGGAAAUGAAACGAUAAUAGUAUUCCAAAAAAGGUGUUCCC